GGGUGCGGCUGGAGGAGCUGUGCGGGAACGGAGGGCACUGCGUGGACGGGGGGGGGACCCCGCGCUGCUCCUGCCCCCCAGGCUGGGGGGGCCCGUCCUGCCGCCAGGAGGCCGAUCGGUGCCAACCGGAUCCCUGCGAACACGGGGCCACCUGCCUGGCCCGGCCUGGGGGCUACAUCUGCCAGUGCCCGCCCGGGCAGCGCAGGGUGAACUGCUCAGAGCCGGGGCCUGGGGGCCCCUGCCACCCCCAGCCCUGCCAGAACGGGGGCACCUGCUCCCAGCGCCCCACCGGCUCCCACUGCACCUGCCCCCCCAGCACGCAUGGGUCCCAGUGUGAGUCAGUGAUUGACAGCUGCCAAUCAAACCCAUGUGCCAAUGGGGGGACCUGUGCUGUGACGGGCAGCACCCCCUCCGGCUUCACCUGCCGCUGCCCUCCGGGUUACAGCGGUGCCACCUGCGACGUCCAGGUGCCCCCCUGUGGAUCCCACUACUGCCACCACGAAGGGGUGUGUGUCCAGCCCCCAGCCGGUCCCCGCUGCCUCUGCCCGGGGGGCUACGGGGGCCCCGAUUGCCUCCAGCCCCGCCCCCCGGCACCCUGCCCCCCCGGCGGCUCGGCUUGCCCCCAGCCUGGGGUGGGGGGGGCCUGUGGUGAGCUGGCGGGGGACGGCAUCUGCCACCCGGCCUGCAGCUCCCCCUCCAGCGCCUGGGACGGGGGCGACUGCUCGCUGGGGGUGCUGGAGCCCUGGGCGGGGUGCCCGGAGCUGUGCCAGCCGGGCUUCCGCGACGGGCACUGCCAGCCCCAGUGCGACAGCGAGGCCUGUCUGUACGACGGGUACGACUGCCGCCCGGCCACCUGCAGCCCGGCCUACGCCCGCUACUGCCACGACCACUUUGCCAACGGACACUGCGACCGGGGCUGCCUGACCCCCGAGUGCGGCUGGGACGGGGGGGACUGCGCCCUGGGGGGGGCCGGGCCAGUGCGGGAGGGGGCCACCCUGGGGCUGGCGGCCGCCCUGCCCCCCCCGGCCCUGCCCGGCCUUCUCCACGCCCUGGCGCUGGCCCUGCGCGUGGGGCUGAGCCCCCGGCGCGACCCCCAGGGCCGGCCCAGGCUGUACCCCUACACGGGGCGCGAGGGGCCAGGCGGGGGGAACCGCACCGGCUGGAGGCCCCCCCUGGGAUCCCCCCGCCCUGCCCCGCACCCCACGCCCACCGCAGCCGGCCAGGAGGGGGAGACGGACGCCAUCGGGUCCGUCGUGUUCCUGGUGGUGGAUGGGUCCCGCUGCGCCGGGCGCUGCCUGACGACCCCCGAGGGCGCCCGGCGCUUCCUGGGGGCGCUGGCCGCCUCCAACGCUCUGGGGGCGCUGACCCCCCACCCCCUGGCGGCCCUGUGGGUCGAAGAGGCCAGCAGCGGCCCCCAGGCCUCUGCCCCCCCAGACCCCCAGGCCUCUGCCCCCCGGCUGCCCUGGCCCCUGCUUGGCAGCCUGCUCGCGGGGGGGCUGGCGCUGGCCCUGGGGGCCGUGGUAGGGCUCCGGCUGCGCCGCCGGGGGACGAGGAAACAGGGGGUGCUCUGGCUCCCCGCGGGGUUCGCCCGCCCCCGGGACCCCAACGCCCGGCGCCGCCGGGACCCCGUCGGAGAGGACGCCAUCGGGCUGAAGCCUCUGAAGCUGGACCCCGAGUUGGAGGACGACGGGCAGCUGACCCCUCAGGAAAUCGAGGCUGACGCCCCCCCCUCGAACCAGGACUGCCGGCAAUGGACACCCAAGCACCUGAGCGCCGGGGCUCCCAUCCCACAAUGCAUCAUGCUGACCCCGCCCCAGGACGAGGACCCCGAGGGGCGGGACCUCGACGCCAGGGGGCCAGAUGGGGUGACGCCGCUGAUGGCAGCGGUGUGCGCGGGGGGCACCGUGGGGGAGCUGCUGGCGCAGGGGGCGCGGCUGGACGCCCAGACGGACGCGACGGGGGAGACGGCCCUGCACCUGGCCGCCCGCUUCGCCCGGGCCAGCGCCGUCCGCAGCCUCCUGGAUGCCGGUGCCGACCCCAACACGCGGGACCGGGCGGGGCGCAGCCCCCUGCACAGUGCCAUCGGGGCCGACGCCCUGGGGGCCUGCCAGAUCCUGAUUUGCUGCCGGCAGACGGACCUGGACGCCCGGAUGAGCGACGGCGCCACCCCCCUGAUCCUGGCCACGCGCCUGGCGGUGGAGAGUGGGACGGAGGAGCUGCUGCGGGGCGGGGCGGCCGUCAACGCUGCCGACAAGUGGGGGAAGACGGCCCUGCACUGGGCUGCGGCUGUGAAUAACGCCCGGGCCGCCCUCGCCCUGCUCCGGAGCGGCGCCAGCAAGGACGCCCAGGACAACCGGGCGCAGACCCCGCUGUUCCUGGCGGCCCGGGAGGGCAGCGCGGACGUGGCGCGGAUCCUGCUCCGGCACCGGGCGAGCCGGCAGCUCCCGGACGAGCUGGGUCACCUGCCCCGCGACGCCGCCCUCUCCCGCGCCCACCACGACCUGCUCUGCCUGCUGGACGACCCCCGCCUGGGCCCCCCGCCCCGCCGCCCCCCCAGGCUCUGCCCCCUCUCGGAGCAGCCGGAGCCGCCCGCCCCCUGCCUCGCGCCCUGCCGGCCCUGGGCUCCCGGCCAAUCGGACGCCGCCCUGGUGCAGUGACUCCGCCCCCAGGGUGCUGCCGGGGAGGGGGCUCGGAUUGGACAGCAGAGAGGUGUGGCCAUGCCGGGCUGUGACAUCACCAGGCGGGCAGAGCGAGCACCGGAGAAUGAUGUCAGAGACAGGAAGUGAGGUCACACACUGGUGUGGUGACAUGCCAUGGGAUGCUGAUGUCGCAGACUGGAAAUGAUGUCACACGGAAGAUGGUGAUGUCAUAACGUGCAACCCAGUGGACAGGAAAUGAUGUCACCCGGGACACUGACAGCCUCAGGGGCUCUGACAUCAUUGACAGGACGUGACAGCGCCCAAUGGGAAAGCACGACAGGCAGGAAGUGAUGUUACACUCCCAGGAACUGAUGAUGUCACACGUGGGGGCCUUGCGAUGAUGUCAUGGAGCAGGAAGAGGCGGGGCUUUGCAACCCUGCCUGUCACAGAGGGACAGGUGGGGGGUGACCCCCCUGGCACCAACCCCUCUUCCUCCCCUGCCCCCGCCCUCUCCCACAUAUUUAUACCCCCAUUUACGCCCCCACACGCAGCU
Molecule: messenger RNA, 3192 nt
Organism: Terrapene triunguis (Three-toed box turtle)
Lineage: Eukaryota; Metazoa; Chordata; Testudines; Emydidae
Product: neurogenic locus notch homolog protein 4-like
Exons: 13
Biological process (GO): Notch signaling pathway; cell differentiation; multicellular organism development
Cellular component (GO): membrane
Molecular function (GO): calcium ion binding; signaling receptor activity; Notch binding
Source: RefSeq, a predicted model, not a curated record